Messenger RNA from Myiozetetes cayanensis, 4428 nucleotides. It is a transcript of the gene GLMN, whose product is annotated as glomulin, FKBP associated protein. The transcript has 20 exons. Gene Ontology annotation, molecular function: ubiquitin-protein transferase inhibitor activity. The coding region runs from base 286 to 2106 and encodes 606 amino acids. Gene Ontology annotation, cellular component: cytoplasm. NCBI's taxonomy places the organism in Eukaryota, Metazoa, Chordata, Aves, Passeriformes, Tyrannidae. The record is from RefSeq and is a predicted model, not a curated record.
CCUGCGCGGCGCCGGCGGGGCUUGCCCGUGCCGGCCGCCAUCGCCGCCAUCGCAGCCCCGCCCGCCGACCUCUCACCCGGGGCGGAGCCGGGCUGGGAGAGGCGGUGGCGGAGCUCGGGGCUUCGGCCGGACGGGGCUGAGAUUCUGCCCACUUGCCGCUGAAACCUCCGAAAAGAUUUAGUUAGAAACCGGAUUAAGUAUUAAGGCCGGAGACAUCUGGGAGCUGGGCCGGUAAAUCCCUGGAGCAGCGCGGUGGGUGUUCGGAGCAGUCCCAAGGCUUUUUUGAUGCCAGAAGAACGCAGUCAAACUACAAUGGCAGUUGACGAACUUCAAGCCAUAAUACAAAGAUGUCAAAUUCUGGAAGAAGCUGAUUUCAAAGGAGAAGAUUUUAAUCUGUUUCUGGUGGCAGGUCAGAAAUGUUUAGAAGAUGGAUAUGCAGCUCAGUUAUUAGAAGUAAUUCAAAAUGAGAAAAAUAAGGUUAUCAUCAAGAAUAUGGGUUGGAAUCUCAUCUCUCCUCUUGUUAGAUGUAUUUUCAUGUAUAAGCAAGAAGAUGAUAAGCGAGAACACUGCCUGAGGAUACUGGAUCAGUUGGCACAGAUAUGCAACCCAAAGGAAUUGUUUCUGGGUUUACUUGAGCAAAUUGAGCAGACCUCUGGAGAUCAGGUGUGUCAAACUGUCAUGUUAUUGCUUCAGCCUUUACAGACAGUGCUUUUGAAACUUCAGAACAAGAAGGCUUACUCAGUGGGUUUGUCGUUGGCCAUGAUCAUGAAUCAGCUUACUUCCUUACCUGUACCUUACACGAAACAACAAAUACAAGAAGACAAACUUGGUCUUUGUCAGUGUUGUAAUGCAGUGGUGGACUUUGCUAAACCCUUUGUGAAUGAAGUUGUUAAAAAUAUGGAAAAGUCGUCAGAAUACAAUGACAUGGAGCUGAAAGAAGAAUUAUUAAAAUUCUGUAUGAAAAGCCUGAAAUACCCAUUAUUGGCAGCUCAACUUGAACAACUUGAAGGCAUUGAAGAACAUCCUUUUCGGCAUUUUGCAACUGAAAUUAUAGACAUUUUGUGGAAUAUAAGAGAAUUGAUGCCAUUAGUGGUUUUACAUCAUAAAAGCAAAAGUCCGUGCUGGGAGAAUCAGGAGUUUGCAGACAUAGAGCGAAAGAAUUCCGCAGAUUCUUUGGCAUGUCUGUCAUAUCUGAUGUUUGUUCAGCAUUUUGGUAUCGAAUGCUUUCCAGUGGUUUUUAGCCCAGCAUACCUUCUGCUAUGCAAUAUGACACAUAUUGAAGUGCUACUGAAAAGAACAGAAGAAUCUGCAUUAUCUAAAGGACUUGAUCUGUUUGAGAGCAGUUUAUUGAGAAUGGAAGAUAACAGCCUUCUCCAUGACUAUUUAGAAUUCAGAGAUUUUAUUAAUGUACCUCAGGAUUUGGUGAAAAUUAUGACCCUUUGUCCCAUGGAGCAUCUGAGAAAGAAGAGUUUAAGUAUUUUGCAGUUGUUCAUAGACAAGUUUGACACUCAGGGAAAAUAUACAUUAUUCAGGUGUUUACUGAAGACAAGCAACCAUGCUGGUGUGGAAGGAUACAUUAUUAAAAAUAUAAAAGAUCAGAUUCACUUAUCAUUAACGAAGGAAUAUGACAACAUGUGGUUUACAGGACAUCACCUGAUCUCCCUUCUAGAUUUAGUACUUUCACUUCCAGAGGGUGCUGAGACAGAUCUUCUGCAAAACUCAGAUAGGAUUAUGGCAUCACUAAAUCUGCUGAGAUACUUAGUCAUUAAGGAUUGUGAAAGUGAUAAUCAAACUGGUGUAUGGACCACACUCACCAAGAUUGAGCAGAAUUUUUUAAAACCACUGCGUGUAGGACUCAACAUGUCAAAAGCACAUUAUGAAGCAGAAAUAAAAAAUAAGAAAGAAAACAGAAAAGAGGCCCACAGUUCUAACACAGUUUGUUCUGUAACUGUUAGUGGGGAAAAGAUGCCUGCCAUGACUACUGGAAUGCAGCUUCAGGUUUUACACUCGGCUCUCUUCACGUUUGAUUUAAUAGAAAGUGUUCUAGCUCGAGUAGAAGAACUCAUUGAAGUGAAAAUAAAAGCUGUAAUGGAUGACAAUAGUUAGGUCAGCUGAAGUAUUUGAAUUAACAUACUCCUUACAAGUUCAUUUAGACUGGGAGACUUUAGUUGCAAAGGAGGCUACCAGCCUUUAAAGAGGAGCAAUUUAGAAUGGCCUCCAGAAGAAUUGCAAAUGCUGCUCUUGUUGCAUGUGAUUCACAAAUAUGGUCUAUUUGCUCCUCUUCAGAAUUUGAUGCUUUCUCUUAAGUUUAGAAACUAAGAACAAGGUGGGGGUGUGCUCUUCUGUUGUGGCAAGGAGGUGUGGCUGGGCAUUUAUUUUUCUUUAAAUUCUCAGAAUUUGUUAGCUAGAGUUACUGACUGGUAUUGUGAAUUACAAACAUUUUUAUGAAGUGACUGAAGAACCAUUAAUUAAAAAGCACUGUUGCAGCACAAGGUAUUUUUAUUAGCAUGUUUUUAUGUUGACAAACAAGCUUCUAGAUUUGCAAACAGACUGUAAGGUAUUGCUAGAUAACAGUAUAGAAUAUAAUAUCUAUAGAUGGUAAAACACUGUGGCAAAGGAAAACCAGGUUUAAAGGAAAACACAUCAACUUUGAGCCAAGUAAGAUGUUAAAACUUAGUAACAUAACAGAUAAUGCCAGAGUUAAAAAAGCAGUGUAAGAUUUCAUGCAUAUACCUGUGUAUGCUUGGGAAACCUGUAUUUUGGAAUUGUUCUGAUCAUCCUUAUCUUUAAUGAUAAAGUUUUUCUUUAAGACAUAGUAAAUAUUUUGGGAAAUUAUUUAUAAACAGAUGAGUCUGUAAGUUCAGAAUCAAGUUAAAAAUAAGGAUGACUUUUCUAUAGUGCAGGUAAAUCACUUUUCCCCAUGCUUGGAAUGCAUGUUUGGUAUCAAGUAUGGUAUUUUUCACUGUAUAGUUAUUUAAUAUGAAUUUUCAUUCCAAAUGCAUAUGUUGUAUAUAGUCUUUUGAAAUGUAAUUAUAUUUUAAAGAACAUUCUAUAUUUUGUUUAAAAUGUAACCAUUCUAUUUAUGAAUAAAAACCCCAAACACUAAAUUAAUUACAGUGCGAUUGGUACUCCUGGAGCAUCUUCCAAACUGGACUUUUUUCUAUUAUUUGGGCUUUUAUCAUUUCCAUUUUGUAACGAGUAUCAUCUGCUUGUGGCUUGGAAGUUAUCUUAGGGAGAAAAAAAAUAUUAUGAGUAGGGCACAGUAACUCCUAGGUAAUAGAAUAUUCUACAUCCUAUAUUUCCAGUAGUACAAGUGCAAAAUUAUUCAGCGGUGAAAUCUGAAUCAUGUUCUGCAGUAAGUAUUCAGGAAUGAUGUACACAGAGGUGACGGAAUUUCAACUGGAGCUGGGAAUGGUAGCUCGGGAUUAGUUGGAUGGUAUUGCUCCCUUGGCCAUAUCUAUUAACCUGGGGCAAAGCGGUGAUUUUUAGGCCUUGUACCAGUUAGGGAUUCUCUGGCAAAUGAUGAGCUCAUUAAACUGGCUUUGCAUCAGUAAGAAAGAAUGCAGUGGCAACCAGCGGACGUGAUAGGUGCUGUCACCACUUCUUACAGGGCUCUCCUGUUGAAGGCUGGUGCAAAUGUUCUGAACAAGUAGAACAGCAAAUUACUGCUGAACCUAUAAACUUGAAUCUUAAAAGCUUUUAGGUAAAUGCUGUAUUAAGAGACUGGGCAUCACUAUAUUCAGGAAAGCAUAGAAAGUAAAUUAGUUUUUGAUUCCUUCCUAACAAGUCAUUCAACCUGAUCUUUCUAGUUUUGGUACAUGGGAUACUGCUAGUACUGAUACAGUUCAUAUCUAAAGUUAGAGUUUUCAUGGAAAAAUGGCCUUUAAAGAGUUUCAGUAAAUUGAUUUAAUUAAUAAUAUGUUCUGAUACUGGAUAUGUUGCAGAUCCACAGAUACAUGACAGUAAGCUGUAGCAGUAAUAUACUAGCGUGUGCAUCACUAAAAAUUCACAAGUAACUACUUGUAACUAAGUUUUAAGAUAGCAUUUUUACUUUACGUUGAAUUCAUUACAUAUUUAGAUCUUAUGCAUGAAGACAUUCUAACUUAACAGUGGUAAGUAAGAGCCAAAUGAGCUCUUAAAUAUCUAAUGUGUCUUUGUAGAUGCUAUUAAGACCUUUUAAGUUACCUUUAACAAUAGUUUAAAGACUCAGCUAAAACAUAAGAGGACCAAUCCUACCUCAGUGUAUUAAUGGAUUGUGGUCAGUAGAACCCAGAGUUCCAUUAAGGAAAACCAAAUGUUUUAUAGUUCUUGGUUUUUCUUGAUAAAUAUACUAGUAUUUUUAAGUAAAUGCAACUGGACUUACCUUAGCCAUAGUUAGCAUUAAUUUAACAGUUUCAGCAGGAUUAUGAACUGGUAUUACACGUAAAU